AUGAGUGAUACAAGUCAUCCACCUUUACAAGAAUCUGGGCAUGAAAUAGACGAUGUUGAAGACAAAAGUGGCGAAGUCUUAAGUCAAUCCAGUUUGAGCUUUAGCAACAUCGAGCCUCCGUUACCUACGGUUAAGUUUAAAACUAUUGUUGAUUACAACUGGGAACAGGGCUAUUAUUAUAGCAAUACCAUUGCUGUCAAUGAGAACUUCGUUUCUUACGGAUUGAAAGGUCGUAAUGGAUUUCUAGUUAGGGUUAUAAAUCGAAAUGACAAAAAUAUUACAUUGUUACUAAAAGGAGCAAAAGCAGCAAUUGAUGAGUUAGCAUUUGCUAAUUAUUUUUCGAAUAAGUUAGCUUUCAUCGAUAAAGCCGGAAAUUUAUUCGUAAGAUUAAUUACUUUGGAAGAUGGAUCACUAAAGGAAACAUCGUUGUUGCAUAUCGAAGGCUGGAAUACUUCUAAAUCUAGCAUUAAUCGUCUAAUUUGGAAUCAAUCACUGUAUGAAAAUACUUGCACGGAAGUCGACAAGCCAGGCGAAAUAUCAGCCCCAUACUAUGUAGCUAUUGCUAGCGGCAAUCAGGUCAAAGUAUUUGAUAUCACAGCUCUGAUAUCGAACAAUGUAUCUUCGAUAAAUAUAGCAGAUUUACGGAAGCACUAUGCGUGUAUUAGUGACGACAGUUGCGCAACAAUUUACGAUCUGGCGUUAACUGCCGGAGGAGAUACGUUGGCUACUGCUGGCAAUGAUGGCACUUUGAAAUUUUGGAAAAUAAGCACAUCUAAUCCAAAAGAACAAAUGUGCGUUCAUUUGCUUAGUAAACCGCACGAUGGUGCUCCUAUACAUACGCUAAAAUUUUGCGAUGAUAUUACCACUCGGGACGAUAGAUUUACCUACCCUCCUGAAGAAUCUAAUGAUGGUCAAUUAUCACCCAUUCUGCAAGUAGCACUGGAUAGGACAGCAUCAUACUUAACUCUAUCCGAUAUCAAUCGGAAGAUGCUCUACAUUCUUAAGUUACAUCAAAAUGUAGAAGAGAAUCUAGCAUCAGCAACAUCUAUUUCUGAAUUUUCGUUAGCACGAUCGAUUUUGCAGUUUUCCAUCACUAGAGCAAAGCGCCUUACUUCUGUUGAAAUGAGAGCUGAAUUAACAGAAAGUGACGAGGAUGACCUGGAAGAUGAUUUCAGAAACACUUCAUCCGUUGAUGACUUGCAUAUUCAGUCGUUAGGUAGCGUCAUAGAGAUGACGACAGUCGAUACUAGAUCUAUCCAAGACGUGAAAAUACGUUUUCAGCCUAAUCCGACGGAGCCUACUCCUUUGUCUUCCGUUACAUCAGACAGUAUCUCGAUGUUAUCUACCCAGAAUUCUAGCAUGGGUACCGUUACGCCAUUGCAAGUAAUGUCUCCUGAUGCGUUCGAACUGCCAAAGUCAGCGAAUACUAUUGAUGACAACAUAGAUAGUAUCGCUUCGUUAUCCAAGGCUCCAAAUAUAGCUACGGAGCCAAAAUCUUAUGACACAUUAGAUAGUCAAUUUGUACCCAAGGAACAACUGUCACACGGUUUAAAUGUCGAUGAAAUCUCUCGGGAAAAGGAACUUGAAACCCCUACUUCAACUCAUGAUAGUGCUAAAAAAGAUUUAAUCGAUAGUAACAUUUCAGAAUCCACAGUUAAUGAUAACGAUGAAGAAGAUGUAAUCAUAGAAGAUGACGAAAUUGGUGUUGACUAUGGAAGCGCUAUCGAUGAGCAACCAUUGACUUGCCAUGUUGCGACAAAUGCUACUACUGAUUCCAUCAAAGGUACAAUUUUGGUUCAUAAUCAUGACACAAUCAGAGAUAUUCAUUAUAUAAUUGCAUUAAUUUUGAUGUAUGAUGUAUCUCUACCAGCCGCCACAAAUGAGGAACUAGCAGAUAGAAUCAGUAGUACUACUAGUAGCAACAGCGAGGGGUUACCAUCUGCAGAGCAUGAUCACGCUAUUCACGUGCCUCCCGCAACUUCAGAUGCUACUAUGACCCCAGAUGUAUCUUUUACGCAAAGGGCAUCCGAAGUUGAUAAUCUUGCAUCUGAUGGCAAGCAGGUGGUAGAACAAUUAAAAAGCAUUAUUAUAAUGUUGAACGCCCAGAAGUCUGAAAUAAAUGACUUGAAAAAGCAGCUGAAAGAUUCUACAAGAUCCGUAGUUACUAAAACUUCCUCUACUGCAAAUAAUAUCAAUAACCGAUUAAGCAGUUUGCAAAACACUUUACGUCAAGACCGCCAACGAUUUGAUCAAUCACAACGUACUCAGCAACAGCAAGAGUAUCAACAACUCGAUAAAAUUCAAGUCAGCGUAAAUCAAGCACAAUCUAACACUGUCGGUCGAAUUGAAAAAAUUAUUAAAAAUGAAAUUAAAACGACCAUUAUUCCUAGCAUCGUAUCAAACGUCUCAUUAAUUAAAGGACAAUUGCCACGAGAUAACAAACCUUCGGAUGCUGUAGUAAAGCAAUCUAUUCGUGAUUUAUUUCUGGACAAGGCUGUCAUGCAGAGCGUCGGCGAUAGAUUGAUAUCGUCUUUAAAGCCCAAUCUUAUUAGUGCUUGCCGUGAAAGUUUUGUGAACAAUUUAGUACCAGCAUUUGAGAAAUCUUGUAUGGAAAUGAUAAAGCAGUUUGAUGUUAGCAUUCAGAAAGGAAUUCAAGACUAUUUAAAACAGACAGAAACAUAUUUAGAAAAGAGCAUACUACAACAGCAAGAGAGCACCAAAGCUGUGUUUGUAAACGAAUUUAAGAAUAUUGAGUUGAGUCUAAGUCAGAAUCAAGAUGUUAAUAGACAUAAGCAGCUAUUACAAACCAUGUCUACUAUGCAUCAAACUUUAGCGGAUGAAUUUCAGAAGCGCCUAGAUAACUUUAAAGCAGAGAUUGCAGAAUCGGUAAAGCAUAUUGUUAACGAACAACUCAAGAAUGCAGGUAGCGCUACUAACACUGCUAGUAGUACACCAACUUUGAGCCGAACAGAUAUUAUCAAGAAGGAAGUAAAGGCUUUAUGCGAUCAAGGAAAAGUUGUGGAAGCUUUCCAUAAAUUACUUGGAAGAUUGUAUAAUGGCUCUUGA
Messenger RNA from Trichoplax adhaerens, 3066 nucleotides. RefSeq lists its product as uncharacterized. Gene Ontology annotation, biological process: deadenylation-independent decapping of nuclear-transcribed mRNA. The transcript has 24 exons. Gene Ontology annotation, cellular component: P-body. Bases 1 to 3066 code for a protein of 1021 amino acids. Lineage: Eukaryota; Metazoa; Placozoa; Uniplacotomia; Trichoplacea; Trichoplacidae. Gene Ontology annotation, molecular function: protein binding. The record is from RefSeq and is a predicted model, not a curated record.